Messenger RNA from Ambispora leptoticha, 1350 nucleotides. The record is from the annotation of a GenBank genome assembly. NCBI's taxonomy places the organism in Eukaryota, Fungi, Glomeromycota, Glomeromycetes, Archaeosporales, Ambisporaceae.
AUGAGAGAAUCCAACUUUUCUUUUCCCGCACAAAAUCGUGCAUGUGUUUGCAUUACUUCGGCUCUCUACGACCGAAGAGCGCUAGAUUGCACGGCCAUCUUACCUUUAAUAAACUCUCUGACACAUCUCACAUACCUGACGAGUACAUCUCCUCGCAUUCGUGAAAUUUUAACCAUGGAUGGUGGGUUGGAGCGUUUGGUUCGCAUACUGAAAACUACCAAAGCAAAUGACAAACGAAGUGGUUGGAAGUGGUCGAUGGCAUUUCAAUGUGUCGCCAAUGUUGGAGUACGUGGCUCUGAAGCUAUCAGAACAAGGGUGGUGGAAGCUGGUAUGGUACCGGUUAUUAUCACGGUUUUGGACAAUUUUUUGAAGGCUUUAGAUCAAGUUAGACCGGAGAAAGAGCAAGCCGUAGCAGCACAUCCACUAAAUUCCCAACAGCCACUUAUUUCAACGUCACCAUCACCAUCUGCACCACUCGCUGCCCCCUUCGUUGGUACUGUAGAAACUGGUAAUUCGUCAACUCUUAUUCAGAUGUCUGAGAAUUUAGAACAACCUUUCACUUCUUAUCCACACUCACAAAUUGAUACUACUACUAUCUCAAUAACUUCCAAUACACCUGAAUAUUUCAAUUCAAAUGAAACUAACACACACGUCGAUGACGUUGAACAACGCGCACCUUCAAAUCAAAACCUUCCAUCAGCCAUCGCUUCCACAAGUAGGUUAUUGACAGCUUUAAAUCCUAACGCCACAACAACCACAUCAACUACCUACGACAUCAGGUCAUCAUCAGACGAUGCAAGAUCAGACGUGGCUUCAUGGGGCUCCAAAUACACCCAUCGUCUUCACCCUCAAGAAAUUCAGUAUUGGGCGGGCGUAAUUAUGCGUAAUGCUUGCAGAAAAGAUGAAUCUCGUGGUGGAAUUCGCCAGUGUGCUUACAUGGCUUGCGGUAAAUGGGAAAGUUAUGCCAGAGAAUUCGCUAAAUGUCGAAGGUGCCGUAAAGCAAAAUAUUGUUCAAAAACAUGUCAAUCGAAAGCAUGGAGUGAAGGUCAUAGAUGGUGGUGUAUGGAAAGACAUGGACACGGGGAAUCCGAUUCUAAUAAUCAUCAAAACUCACAGUCAAACAAUCAAACGGGGACGGCAACAACCACAGCAACACCACCCACGUCAGCCACUGUAAUGACUGCUGGCCAUCGGUCACGCAAUGGCAAUUACAGCCACAUUACCGACAAUCUUAUCGCAAGGUCUACUGUUACCCACGAAAGUACGGAAAUGCCAUCCUCAGGAACUUCGUCCGAUAAUACUAAUCAUAAUCGCAGAUCCGGUUCUGGUUCCUCGCUUUUGGUUUCGUGA